This is a messenger RNA of Sycon ciliatum, 1400 nucleotides long. Its product is annotated as carbonic anhydrase 1-like. The record is from RefSeq and is a predicted model, not a curated record. The coding region runs from base 131 to 1102 and encodes 323 amino acids. Gene Ontology annotation, molecular function: carbonate dehydratase activity; zinc ion binding. The transcript has 8 exons. NCBI's taxonomy places the organism in Eukaryota, Metazoa, Porifera, Calcarea, Leucosolenida, Sycettidae.
AGUCAAUUUCGCGCUUCAGUCCUCCUCUUUUCAUUUGAGUAACGUCCAAGAGGGAGCUAGAAACGUUCACCCCGAGAUUGUAUCUGCAGACUUUCGAACAAGGGCUCGUGUGCGUGUGCAAGCUAGAAACAUGGAGGUCGUGCUACUUCUUUCACUCUGUAUUACAGCUGUAUAUGCUUCCGGCAGCUUCUCAAAAGGAUGGAAUUACAACCCUGAUUCGCCUUUGGGUCCUGCUGGCUGGGGCAACAUUGCUGGCUUUGAGACGUGCGGCAAUGGAACACACCAGUCACCAAUCAACAUCCCAAAAGCCAGCGCAGCAUAUAUGACCUACCCAGCACUCAAUGUUACGAGCAGCCCAUCUAAUGCAAGUUUUUAUUUCUACGCCAACAAUGAUGCAGCUGUGAGAGCGGACCAUUUUGACGCAACAUCAGUGAGCAUUACCGGUGGCCCACUAGAUUCGGAGCAAUACAGUAUCGAUAAUUUCCACAUCCAUUUUGGAAACUCUACGUCCAUGUCAUCCGAGCAUUCAGUAGAUGGUUCAAGAACAGCUGGUGAGCUCCACGUCGUAUUUUUCAAUUCCAAAUACUCGUCUUUAAGAGAAGCUUUGGCCAGUGGAGACAGUGACGCAGAGGCCGUCAUUAGCAUUCUGUUCAAUGUUGCAUCAAACGCUUCCAGUGCACACCCAGGCCUGGAGACGAUUUUACGCCAUUUCUCCACCUUGACAUAUUCGGCCUUCGGUGAUAUACACUCCAUCGACUUCGCCACACUGCUGAGGCCUUCGGACCUUACAUCAUUCUACACAUACAAGGGAUCACAGGCUACGCCAGGGUGUAAUGAGCAGGUUAUAUGGAUGGUCAUGAAUCAAAUACAGUAUGUCCUACCAGCAUCGCUCAAUUCUCUAUCAGGCGUCUUGACAUCUCAUGACGGGAUAACAGAUGUUCCCUUCUUUGGCAAUGCUCGUCCGCAGCAAUCACUCAAUGAUCGAACGAUCUACCAAAACUUUCCGAUGACCUCUGGUCCCCCCACAGUCGCCACGUCCACAGCCGCUCCACAAGUAAGCUUUUGUGUAGUCGUCAACCAAGCGGCGACCAUUUCAUUCUGAAUUCGAAACUCAAGCCUGAUGUGAAUCCACACAGGCGGGUGGUAUGCAGCCCUCACAACCCACACACUUCGUGUACGAACUAGCACCCGGGGAGCUCUGACAUUAUUAUAGUAUUCUUUAGCGUAUGUACAGUAUAAAAUGCACCUAUCACAUCAACGUCCCCAUUUCAGUUUCCGUAUUUGGCUCCUGUUCUCAUGAUUUCAUCCAAGAAGGAAGUCAGAAGGGACGAAGGCUGCAAUAAGCCCAUUGCGCAUUGCCAAAUAUGGAAGGUAUGAGUAAUGCAUGUGAGUACACUGGG